GAGGGCGGAACUUCACUUAAAUACUGGAGACAUCACAGUGCCAUUCUCACAGCAUCGGUCUCACAGCAUCAGCGCCUGACACACGGAGAAAACAUGGCAAACGCGUACCUGCAAGGAGUAGAGAUCUCAGCAUCUCAAUUCCUGGAUAUAUUCCAUCAUUAUGACAGCGAUGGUAAUGGAUAUAUCGAGGGGAAGGAGUUGCAGAAUUUUAUCAGAGAACUUCAACAAGCUCGAAAACAAGCAGGACUGGAACUAACAGACAAGAUGAAGGCCUUUGUGGAGAAAUAUGAGCAAAAUGCUGAUGGAAAAAUAGGUAUCAUUGAGCUGGUUCAAAUACUACCUACAGAGGAAAACUUCUUGCUAUUUUUCAGACAACAGCUGAAAUCCUGUGCAGAAUUUAUGGAGGCUUGGAGAAAUUAUGAUGCUGAUCACAGUGGAUACAUCGAAGCUGACGAACUCAAGGUCAUCUUGUCUAAAUUGGGUGAGAAAUAUGCACAGAUGAAGCACCGUUAA
This is a messenger RNA of Sinocyclocheilus grahami, 513 nucleotides long. RefSeq names its product calbindin-like. Bases 94 to 513 code for a protein of 139 amino acids. NCBI's taxonomy places the organism in Eukaryota, Metazoa, Chordata, Actinopteri, Cypriniformes, Cyprinidae. The transcript has 6 exons. Gene Ontology annotation, biological process: regulation of presynaptic cytosolic calcium ion concentration; regulation of long-term synaptic potentiation. The record is from RefSeq and is a predicted model, not a curated record. Gene Ontology annotation, cellular component: dendrite; nucleus; synapse. Gene Ontology annotation, molecular function: calcium ion binding.